Saccostrea cuccullata (small rock oyster) is the source of this 1242-nucleotide messenger RNA. RefSeq lists its product as uncharacterized. The record is from RefSeq and is a predicted model, not a curated record. The coding region runs from base 1 to 1029 and encodes 342 amino acids. Gene Ontology annotation, cellular component: mitochondrial outer membrane. Lineage: Eukaryota; Metazoa; Mollusca; Bivalvia; Ostreida; Ostreidae. The transcript is spliced from 5 exons. Gene Ontology annotation, biological process: mitophagy by internal vacuole formation; mitochondrial protein catabolic process.
AUGAAACCACAACCAGAUUAUUUUGACCAGGACGCCGAGAGUACAUUCAAGAACUUGAGUGAAGAAUACGCAAAGGCCCAAUGUAGUAUAAAAGAAUUAGACAUGAGAAAUAAAAAGUUAACAGAAGAGCUGAGGAAAGAAAAAUCACAUGUAGACAAAUUGAAAGAAGAAUUAAAACGGAGGGAAGGUACCAAGAAAGACACAGGAAAAAAUGAGGCACUCACAAGAUUCAAUGAAAUAGCGGGUAGACGGCUAUUGGACAACGAUGCAUCCAUUGCAGACCUCAGCACAGAGAUUCGACCAUCCAAAAUCGGCGAGAACUUCAAGAUACUGUAUGAUAACGAAUGGACUGAAGCAUUCGAAGAGCUAACAGAACAAGGAAAGACAGAAGAGGAGUGCAUCAAAACCCUUCUACAUAUAGUACAGGAUACAUUUACUUUUGCAAUGGAAAAAGCCAAAAGUUUUGAAUCCAAAUUGAUAUCGAUCGUCACAUCUUUUCCAGCGAAUGCAAAUAGCUCCAAUAAAAACACUACCAAAGACGAGGAGGAAUUAAUCAAGCAACUCAAAAGAGUUUCCGCUGCCAGAACUUGUACUGCUGUACAAGAUGUGUAUGUUAGGAAAUUUAAAAUAAAGGGAAAAAUAGGCGAGAGAUUAAAGCUGUAUGCUAGGAAAUGCAUGGAACUGUGUUGGUAUAUGGCCGUUCAAUCUCCGCCUAUGGUUAUUAUUAGUGCUGUGCAAUGUAAAGGACCUUUUGAUGAGAAAUAUUACUCACGAUACACAGCCACCGGAGAUUUGAUUGAUUAUGUGGUUUGGCCAUGUACGCUUCUGCAUGAAAAUGGUCCUGUUUUGGCAAAAGGGGUCGCUCAAGCAACUAAAGACAACAGAGAAGCCUUUAAAAGAAAACAGGCACCUGCGGCACCUAAACAAAAUAGUGAUGAACGAUGGUCCUCUACAAAACAAGGUGCUGUUGGUCAAGAAGGAAUAAGUAAUCAAAAUACAAGAUACCAAAAGAAAGACGAAAAAAAAUAAAAAGAAGCAAAAUUUUCAUAAUAAAACUGAAGGUGGCCGAUUUGUGCAAAGUGAUGGUUCAACUAAAACUCAGAUGAGAAGUAAAAGCGUCUACGUGAAACCAGGAACUAAGGAUGAAUCAUCCGUUGACGGACUAGCACGAAGUCAUUCCGUAAAAACCGAAACCUCCCCAGAUAACAAAGGGAAACAUGUGACCACAAUUAAAUUAUGAAA